CAGGCAUACGGAUACUAUGCUGGCGGAUCAGACGACGAAUGGACGCUACGGGAGAAUGCGGCGGCCCUGAGGCGCUACCGCCUGCUGCCGCGCGUGCUGGUGGAUGUGUCAGCUGUGGACACCAGCACGGUGCUGCUGGGCCAGGCGCUGUCCGCCCCCAUCCUCUUUGCGCCCAUGGCGCAGCAGCGGCUGUGCCACCCCGACGGCGAGCUGGCCAUGGCCCGGGCGGCGGCCGCCUGCGGGCUGCCCUACAUCCUUUCCACCAUGGCCACCAGCUCCAUCCAGGAGGUGGCCGAGGCGGUGCAGGUCCGCGGCGGCGGCGGCGGCGGCGGCGGCGCGGGGGCCGACCCCAACCUGUGGUUCCAGAUCUAUGUGAUGAAGCGGCGGGAUGUGACGGAGUGGAUGGUGCGGGAGGUGACGGCGCUGGGGUACCGCGCGCUGAUGGUCACGGUGGACGCGCCGCGCCUGGGCCACCGCGAGGCCGACGACCGCAACCGGUACAGCCUGCCGCCGCACCUGAGCAUGAAGAACCUGGAGAUGCUGACGCGGGCGGCGGCCACCACGGAGGGCGUGGAAGCGGAGGGCUCCAAGUUUGGGCGCCACUUCUCCGACCUCUUUGACCAGCGCCUGGACUGGGGCGCCAUCGCCUGGCUCAACCCUCUGCCCCGGCCCACACCCACCCGUGGGUGUCUGCAGGGGGUGCUAGCCCCCGAUGACGCGCGGCGGGCGGUGGAGCUGGGCGUGGAUGGCAUCAUCCUGAGCAACCACGGCGGCCGGCAGCUCAACUACGCCCCCGCCGCCAUCGACAUGCUGCCCUCGGUGGCCGAGGCGGUGGCGGGGCGCGUGCCGCUGCUGGUGGAUGGCUGCGUGACGCGAGGGACGGACGUGAUCAAGUGCUUGGCCCUGGGCGCCAGCGCGGUGCUGGUGGGGCGGCCGCUGCUGUGGGCGUUGACGCUGGGGGGGCAGCGGGGCGUGGAGGAGGCGGUGGGGAUGCUGCGCUCCGAGCUGGAGCUGAGCAUGGCGCUGCUGGGCACCUCGGCCGUGGGCCAGAUCACACCCGACUUUGUCAUC
Molecule: messenger RNA, 1071 nt
Organism: Chlorella variabilis
Lineage: Eukaryota; Viridiplantae; Chlorophyta; Trebouxiophyceae; Chlorellales; Chlorellaceae
Exons: 5
Molecular function (GO): FMN binding; oxidoreductase activity
Source: RefSeq, a predicted model, not a curated record